Molecule: messenger RNA, 9528 nt
Organism: Camelus dromedarius (Arabian camel)
Lineage: Eukaryota; Metazoa; Chordata; Mammalia; Artiodactyla; Camelidae
Gene: PAK2
Product: p21 (RAC1) activated kinase 2
Exons: 16
Coding region: 366-1940 (524 amino acids)
Biological process (GO): protein phosphorylation; regulation of axonogenesis; intracellular signal transduction
Cellular component (GO): cytoplasm
Molecular function (GO): ATP binding; protein serine/threonine kinase activity
Source: RefSeq, a predicted model, not a curated record
CGGCGGCGGUUGUUCCGCUUCCCCUCUGGCCUGGGCCGUCGCCAUUGCCGAAGGCUCUCUGCCCUCCCCUCCCGGCGCCCGCGGGGCUCGGCUGCCGCUCGGCCUAGCAGUAGCAGCGGCUGCGCUCCAGCGCGGCUCCUCUUCCCGCCCCGCUUCCCCUUCCCUCCCCUCCCCGCCCCGCGUCGCGCGCUUGCUCGGGGCGGCUCCUGAGCCCGCCGGGAGCUCGGCCGGAGGCUCCUCGCUGGGGCGGGGACCUUUCCUCGCCUGGGGUUGAAAAAUAAAUCGUGGGAUAUAAAAUAUACAGUAGUGCUGUGACAUACUCCCAUCAAGGAAGACAAAAAGCUGCCAUAUCAUAAUUCGGAAUCAUGUCCGAUAACGGAGAACUGGAAGACAAGCCUCCAGCGCCCCCUGUGCGAAUGAGCAGUACCAUUUUUAGCACUGGAGGCAAAGACCCUCUGUCGGCCAAUCACAGUUUGAAACCGUUGCCCUCUGUUCCAGAGGAAAAAAAGCCCAGGAAUAAAAUCAUCUCUAUAUUCUCAAGCACAGAGAAAGGAAGUAAGAAGAAAGAGAAGGAAAGGCCAGAAAUUUCUCCUCCAUCUGAUUUUGAGCACACCAUCCAUGUUGGCUUUGAUGCUGUUACUGGAGAAUUCACUGGCAUGCCAGAACAGUGGGCUCGAUUAUUACAGACCUCCAAUAUCACCAAACUAGAGCAAAAGAAGAAUCCUCAGGCCGUGCUGGAUGUCUUAAAGUUCUAUGACUCCAACACAGUGAAGCAGAAAUAUCUGAGCUUUACUCCUCCUGAGAAAGAUGGCUUCACUUCUGGAACACCAGCACUGAACACCAAGGGAUCGGAGACGUCAGCAGUAGUAGCAGAGGAAGAUGACGAUGAUGAAGAGACCGCUCCUCCUGUUAUUGCCCCACGACCAGAUCAUACAAAAUCAAUUUAUACACGGUCUGUUAUUGAUCCUAUUCCUGCACCAGUUGGCGAUUCUAAUGUUGAUAGUGGUGCCAAGUCUUCAGACAAACAGAAAAAGAAGGCCAAAAUGACAGAUGAAGAGAUUAUGGAGAAAUUAAGAACUAUUGUAAGCAUAGGUGACCCUAAGAAAAAAUAUACAAGAUAUGAAAAAAUUGGGCAAGGGGCUUCCGGCACAGUUUUCACUGCUACUGAUGUAGCAUUGGGACAAGAGGUUGCUAUCAAACAGAUUAAUUUACAGAAGCAGCCAAAGAAAGAAUUGAUCAUUAAUGAGAUCCUGGUGAUGAAAGAAUUAAAGAAUCCUAACAUAGUUAACUUCCUGGACAGUUACCUGGUGGGAGAUGAAUUGUUUGUGGUAAUGGAGUACCUCGCUGGGGGAUCACUAACUGAUGUUGUAACAGAAACCUGCAUGGAUGAGGCACAGAUAGCUGCUGUAUGCAGAGAGUGUUUACAGGCAUUGGAGUUUUUACAUGCUAAUCAAGUGAUCCACAGAGACAUCAAAAGUGACAAUGUGCUUUUGGGCAUGGAAGGAUCAGUUAAACUCACUGACUUUGGUUUCUGUGCUCAGAUCACCCCUGAGCAGAGCAAGCGAAGUACUAUGGUUGGAACGCCAUACUGGAUGGCACCAGAGGUGGUUACACGGAAAGCUUAUGGCCCUAAAGUGGACAUAUGGUCUCUGGGUAUUAUGGCUAUUGAGAUGGUAGAAGGAGAGCCUCCAUACCUCAAUGAAAAUCCCUUGAGGGCCUUAUACCUGAUAGCAACUAAUGGAACCCCAGAACUUCAGAAUCCAGAAAAACUUUCCCCAAUAUUUCGGGAUUUCUUAAAUCGAUGUUUGGAGAUGGAUGUGGAGAAAAGAGGUUCAGCCAAAGAAUUGUUACAGCAUCCCUUCCUGAAACUGGCCAAACCAUUAUCCAGCUUGACACCACUGAUCAUGGCAGCUAAAGAAGCAAUGAAGAGUAACCGUUAACAUCAUUGCCGUGGCCUCAAUUCUUUUUUCCAUUUUCUAAAAGAAGUCUUUUAAUAUAUGAAAAUUAUUACUCUUUGGGGGUUUAAAGAGAUGGUCUGCAUAACAUGGAGGAAUAAAAGCAAACUACUACUUUCUGAAGACAACCAAGAGAAAAAUGGCAAAACCAAAUGACAACUUUCUAUUGAAUCCCUUCUUUAGGGUCCAAAAGGACUUGUGGACUGAAUCACUAGCCUUACGUCUUUCAGCAGAAAGCCCAUCAGGGCCAUGUAUCAUGCUUGAGAUUUGCAUUUUAAUUUGCUGACUUCAUUAAAAUAGAGCCCAUUCAUUGUCCCUUUGAGGGUAUUUUCAAUACUUGAAUGGCAGAUUUGAGUUUUUCAGAGUAUUUGUUUCAUCUGCUAGUCUUCUUUCCUCUCUUCAUAGCUUCCUUUUUCCUUGACUUGCUCCUUUUGAGUUGUUUUGAGAAAUCUUUCUUAUGCCUAAACUAGAGGCAAGUGUGAUAGAAAUUAUGUAGCUCCUUAUAUUGGCAAAGGAGCCCUAUAAUAGGUUUAACUUUGUAUAGAAGUUAGGACCAGCUAUUGUUACAUGUACUAUUUCAGUUCAGAAUUUGAACUGAAGGAAGGGAAGAAAAGUAUGUGAUUUUUACCUUUUUUAACAAAUGUGAAAGAGUCAAUUUUAGAAAUUUCAUGGUAGUGAGCUGUUUGGCAUUUGUUACAUGUAUAGAGAGAAGACUAAUAAUCUAUAUUUAUAACUAAAUCAUUGAGGCAGAAAAAGAAUCCCAUUGAUUAUACCUUCUUACAGUUUUGUUUUCCCUUCUGACUAUGUCCUCUUCAGAUUUGGCUUCAGGACUUUGUGCCGCUACUUUCCCCUUCCCUCUUUUUUCCCUUCAUUUUGGAAAUAAGUUUCUGUAUAUGUUGUAAUUUUAGCUAGUUUGUUUUUUAAUUAACCCUCUCUCACUCUACUCCUCCCCCCUUCCCAUGGUAAAUAAUAUAAUAACCAUUGAAUUUUCAGAAUAAAGUUAACCUUUUUUUUCCAUUUAAAGGAGAAAAAUAUUUGGAGCUAGCAGAGACAAAGAGGGAGACUUAAAUCUUGGUGAGCUCUAAAAUAAUUAGAUAAGAUUAUAUUCAUGAAAGAGAAAUGUCGGUUAUAUAGAUACGCAGCUUCUGACCAGUAAACUGUAGAGAUUUGUUAUAAAUGUUGUUUCCCACCCAUUACCAAAAAAUUACUGUCUAUGAGAACUUAAGUGACAAUAUACAUUUUGAUAAAUUCAUGGGUCAUUUGAAAUGCUGAGUUACUUUAGAUUUUUUCAAAUAAGUAAAUAAUAUUCAUGUAAAAAACUGGAGAAAGGAAGAAAAAUGAAAUGUACUUGUUGAUGGCAAUACUUUUUAUUUUAAAGAUUUUAAAAAGGUCUGUGACCUAUAGCAUUAUUAGAGUGCCCUCUCUUCUCCCCUCUCCUCCUCUCCUCUUCAAGACUUUCUCUCUUUUUCUCUCAUUUUUUUAAAUUGUUUUGACUGAUGGAGGCAGCAUUGUCUGUUCUGACAUGCCAGGAGCCAUGUAAAAGAGUCUGUGGUUUGGUUCUGGCAGUUGUUCCCACCGUUCACUUCUAGUUGACUUCACACCUACCUGCCAUCCUGCAAUAGUACAAAUCAUCAAUAGAAAUAGUUUUGAUGUUUUGGAGUACAUUAGGAGAACUAAUAGAGUUUUAUUUCCUGUCAUUCCCAUCAUAUCUGUGUUAGGAUAUAGGUAUAAGGGUAGAAGUGGCUGGUUUUUUAUUGAUAAUGCAGGAAGAUUUUCACAAAAAUGAGUAAAAUAAUUAAUGAAACUUAAAUCUAGAGCACUUAAUGGUCUCUUUUCAGUUUGAUUAUUGACUUCAUUUUUCUCUGGAUUAUAUUGGCCUUCUACAGCUGUUACUAAAUUACAGAAACAAGCUGGUUUAUUUCUGGUGGAAAGCUACAGUGUCUCUUGAGUUCCAGAUUUGAACAUUCUUUGUAAAUAGUUGUCUGGAUGGAUUAUGAUGAAGAAGAUGCAACCAAUGAAAUAGAAAAUCAACUAGAUGAUGUAAGACUGAUCAUUAUGACCACUCUAGAAGGCACUUCCAUACAUAAGUCAUAAAGACUGUAUUCAUUGAAUGCAGUGCCAAUGCUCCAUUUUUAUGCCUGUGACUCAUCAAAGGUCUUUUCAGUUUAUAGAAGCAGUUUGGAAUUUGUAUUUACAGCUUCUUUGAUGGUUACUGUAUGUCCAUUGCUGGCAACGGACUUUUGUCAUUAAAACCUGACUCCUAGGUUAAGGGAGCUACACUGUGGUUUAUUCUUUACUUACUUGGAUAAACUAACUUGUAAUAGAAAUAUGCUUUGGUUAAUACUGAAAUGUGUCAGUUUUUAAUAAUCUUAAUCUUAAAAGCAAUACAGAAUUGUGAUUUAUUAAUUUUAAAUUAAAAUGGUCAGAUCUUGUUGCAAGAAAAAUUAUAUUUGAAUCAAAAUUCAUGUUUUUUUAAUUAACUACCUUUUCUAUUCACCCUUUUUGUCAUUACUUGAGAAUGAAAAUUCCUGUUGAAAUCUAAGUUACCUUAGUAGUCCUCUGGUAUUAUUAGGACAGUAUUACUUACAGUAUUUAUUGUAUUUCAGACUCUCUGGCAGUCUAAAAGUUUCCUUCGCCUCUUGUUCCUUUUGCUGCUUUUAGGGACAGUUAAAACUGGGAAACCAUGAAACUAUCGAACAUUUUAUCCCACCUAGAAUAGUGAACAAGUAGAGGGAUUGUACUAGCAUAAGAAACCAAGGCUACCACAACUCUGUCUUCAUGAGUGCAUGGCAUGUAGUAUCAAUUCUCUUUCCCUCAACAUAUAAAUAUUAAGCUGCUUAAAAUGUGUCUAGUUACCACCAGUCCUGAAUGAACCGGUGCCUUUAAUAUGCAAUUUAAAACUACCUAUGAGUAUUUCUUUGUAGGGCUCACAUAAAUACUUGUUUGUUUAUAUAUUACUGUAUUCUAGCCAGAAUAAUUUUAGAUCUGAUCAGGCAGUAGCUAUAAUUAGAAAAAAAAUGGGUGCUUUAAAAAUGUGUAUGAGUUUUUUAAUCUGAAAGUAAAAGUUUAAAAAUAUACUGAGAUCCAUAUCCAGUGAACUGUCCAAAUCAUUUAUAGAAUAUAGUAAAAUACAGAUUAAUACUCGGGGUUUUUUAAUAGUGAAAUUUCAUAGUAAUAUAAAAAGCAGAUUGUCUUCCUUAUCUCAACUGCUCCCACAAUAGAUAAACAAUUAAAGUCAGUUUUUCCACAGUGCGUGUACAUGAGUAUGUGUAAGAAAGGAAAAAAUACACACACACAGAUUUUAUUCUUCACUAACACGUUUAUUGACCACUUGGGCAGAGACACUGUGGUGGUAGAUAUUGUGGGAAUUACAGAGGAGAACCAAGCACUGGCCUGGCUUUGAGUGAACUGAAGUCUUUCUCAUUCACCAUUCUAGAAUGUUGCCAAAUGAGAGAAAAAGAAAUUAUGAUAAUUCUGUCAAACACAUUUCCAUUCUGUAUUAAACAGAGAACUAUAUUUGGAAUUGAACAUCUUUGGUAGGACUAUCUUGCUUUUUUUUUUUUGGUAGAUGGAAUUAAGUGAAAGUAACUUGUCUUUUCUGUUUUGUCUUCAAAUUUUAUAUUGACUUUUAUUUUUAAUUUAAUCCCAUUCAAUUAUUUAAUUGUUACAUUGACAUUAACUGCUGUAUUUGAUGACCUUGUUCAAUAAUUUUGUUCUUUCAGGGCUAGAAAUAAACUUUUUUUUAAUGUUCAUUUUUUCUUUUCCUAAACUUUAAUUCUUCCUUUAGAUCAGAAUAGCUUAAAAAGUAAAUGCAAUAGGUUUUCAGAGAACAUUCUAGUAUUUUUAAAGAUAAAUGUUUUUUAAACAUGUCAUGGCACCAUUUUGAAUGUAUUACAAAGCUCCAAAUUGGAAAGAUUUUCAGAAAUUUAUGAGUAAUAAGCAUGAGCCUUCCCUCUUUUAAUCAGGUUCAGAAAGUUUAUUCAAAAUGUUCUGGCUUUCAGACCCAGGACAAUACUUCUGAUCUGUUGGAAUACCUUCAGUAACUUGGCCGGAAACUGUUAAUGCUUACUUAACUGAAGUAGUAAGAAUCUUACUAGAAUUUCUGUGUUAAAUGCACUAAAUAUCUUUGAAAGUGCAAUACUUUAAGGCAUUACUUUAUUAUAUACAUUUAAUUUGAAUACUGGAUAUCCUGACAUGAAGAACAGCUGAAUUAUAUAGAGUUCACCAUGAAAAAACAAAAUUAGACAUUUAUAGCCUGGGGUGCAGUCUGUAGACAAUGACUGCUUAAAGUAUAUUUGUUACACUAUAAAACUGUUCAGUGCUAUUCUAACAUUUAUAUUUCUUUGAACUAAAGCAAAUGCUCAAAACAUUUGCCUAAGAAAAGUUCAGAAAUUCCUGGACAAUUGAUUUGAAAAGCACUAUUUGUAGGAGAUUAAUACAUGCUUUACUACUACUUUGAUAUUUGUGGCUUUUUUUAGACUAGGGAAUUAUUUUUUAUGCAAAUUAUUUAACAAAUUUUAUCUUUCAAAAGAGGAGGAGGAGUAGAACAAUGAAGGGAAAGGCCUUUUUUAAGCCUAGUUGUUUAAGGUUUUUAACAAUGUAAUGUACAUAGAUUAAAAAUUCAAAUAAUCUUAAAAGAGUCACAAUAAAGGGUGCCAGUCCCCAGCUGUAAACUUCCUCACCACAGAGUUCUGCUCCACAGAGGCAUCUGCUUCUAACUUGGAGCUGUUUUUAGCAUGCAUUAUUCUUCACAUUUCUAAAUUAUGUAUGUACACAGGUAUUUCUUAACAGUUCAAUAUUUUACUUUAUCUAGAAACUUCGUAUUAUAACAGUUGAGAAUUUGGUUACUGUUAAACCAUCCCGUUCUCCCAUUUCUACUUCCUCUAGUCUCCCAAUUAAGAAAAGUGGCAAUGUUUUAUUCCAUUAGUGGCCAGUUUUUACCUUACAACUUUCGGGGAGUGUUGUUCGCUUGAGUCAAGUAAUUUAUUAUCAUUACAUGUCACGUCUUAUACAACUCUUUGCUUUUCCUGUUGUUAACUUUUGUCUUUUUGUUUCGUUUGAAACUUUCUAUGUUCCUAUCACUGAGUUAUUCCAAACUCACCACAAAGGCCCUGUGAAGACUAUUUUCUAUAGAAUUAUUGUCUUAGAUUAUGACAGUUCCUUCUUCUUUCCUGGAACUUGAUUGGGCUACAGUUUGGAUUCUUUCUCUCGAGGCCUUCUGCCACUCUGACACCUGAAACUCAAUUUCACUUUCCUUGUGAGUUAGAUCCUUUGUUUCUUCCUCAUUUUGGAGAAGAACAUCUUUCAUGAGUGUCCUGAGAGGGGUGCAUUAUAGGUAAGAUUUUUAAGAACUUACAUCUGAAAAUGUCUCAUUUAAUUGAUAAUGAAGGAUUUUAGGUUGGAAAUCAUUUUCCUUGAGAAUUCUGAAGUCCCCGCUUUGCUGUCUUAAAACUUGCCAUUUCUGAUAACACCUUUAUAUGUAACCCAUUUUUCUGCCUCUCUAGAGCUUUUGUGCUGAAAGUUUACCAUGAAAUGCCUUGGUGAGGAUCUCUGUUUAGCUUUUGACAGCCCUUCGUGGUAACAGACUAAUUUUCUUCAGUUCUGGUAAAUUCUUAUAUUAUUUCUGUAAUAAUUGCCACUUUUCCCCCUGUUAUUUAUUUCUGGAAUUUUAACAUUGGUCUUCUGUUUUUCUUAUCUUUCUCUCCUGUUUUCUAUCUCUUUGCCUUUUAACUUUCUAGGAGAAUUUCCUCAAUUUUAUCUCUGGCACUUCUCUGAACAUGUAUCAACAAUCACAUUUUUAAUUUCCAAAAGGUCAUUCUUGUUUUCCGAUCUCCCUUUUUAUAGCCUUCCAUUCUUGUUUCGUAAAUUCAUUCUCUUUCCUAGUGUAUUAAUUGUGAGAGUUUUUUCUUAGCCCAAGAUGCCAUAACAAAAUACCAUAGACUGAGUGGUUUAAACAACAGAAGUUUAUUUCUCACAGUCACGGAAGGCUUGAAAGUCCAAGAUCAAGAUGCUGGCAAAGUAGUUUUCAUUCUGAGGACUUUUGGUUUGUAGGGGGCGGCCACCAUCUUGGCUUUCACAUAAAGACUUUUUUACAGAUGUCUGGUGAAUACCUGCAGAUCAGUGCUGUUUCUGUAACACUAGUCUAGCACUGUCUGGCAGUGCACUGAACAAAUACUCACGUACAUGCUGGUUAUUCUCAGUUCUCAGCAGAGCUUAGUGCUCUCCACCACUCAUUCAUUUCACUCCUAGAUCUCUUUCCUCUCUCUUUUUCUCCAGACUUUCUCAUGACUCCCAAGCCCUUUAUUCCACCAUCUCAACACUUUCUUGAACCUUAUUGCCAGAAUUUUCUGGCUUUUAGUCUUUGUCGCCUUUUGGUCCAAGUGAAAGAUAUUCUUCCCAUCAAUGGCUAACUUCACCAAGGACCCGUUCUCUGUAUUUUACCACCUCCUAGGUCUUCUGGCUGCUCUGACAUAUCCUGACUCUCCUAGACCUUUUGGCUGUCCCUCCACUCUUUCUAACCCUCAGCAAAACAGGCAUACUCACCUAUCUUUUUUUUUUUUUUUUUUUAACUAUUUCCUUUGACUUUUCUCAGGUAAACUUGUGGAAAGAGGAGACCAAACUUCCUGUUUUUCUCUUCAUUAUCAUAUUGCGUCUACCCUCAGCAUGUCAUCGAAACUACCCCUAUCAACAUCUCCCAAUCAGAGUUUCCAGGAGAGCCUCAAAACAUCAAAAAGAUGACUUCCCUCGACUAUUUACUAGUGUGUUCACUAGUUUGUUUGAGAAUUCCUAAGAUUCUACUUGUUAUCAGACUUCCUUGGUGUGAAAUAGAGGACUUUUAUUCCUAACUUUUUUAAAAUGCUAUGACCAGAUAUUUAUUUUGGGCAAAGGUCUAGAAUGUGACGUAGGUGUGGAUUUGGUCAGACUUUAGUCGGUAGGAUUCUGUUUUCACCAUUGCAGAUAAAAUAUACAAGCAGCUCUUGGCAAUUGAGAGGGAAGAGUGGUGAGGAUUAAUAAAGCAAAUUCUUGAAAAUUUCUUAAGAACUUAAUUUGUAAUGUACGUUAUUUGAAUAACAGAUUUGCCUUCCUGAUAAUUUUGUUUAGUCUUACAGUGUGUUUUCGUUCGUUGAGUAUAUUAAUGUGGGCACCCAGAGGAGAAAGUCUUGUCUAAGUAUGUGCAGAGUGGCGGAGGAAGGCCACCCCAGCCUUAAUUGUAGAUUCUUGGUCAGAAAUUAAGAGUUGAUGAGUACCUAUGUCUUUAUAAUGAGAUUUUUAUGGCCUCUAUAUUUCUGAUUAAAACUUAUUAUCCAUGCAUUUUAGUUUUUAUUUAGGGAAAAAGGUAAAAAUACUGAUUUUCCAGAAGACAAAAUAUGUUCAGUAUAUGGUGGCGGGAUUUCUAUAAAUUUGUAACUCAAGAAGUUGAUUAUUUUGAAAGCAACAAUACUCAUGUGGAUGUCUAAUUUCUUGUGUACUUGUUAAAAGGUAUCUGUCACAUUAACUUUUAUCCACAGAUCCCAGUUUGUGUUCUGUAACAGGUGAAAAUAUCUCACACUGUGCCGCCUUUUUUUUUUUUUUU